UUGAUUUUUUUCUGCCAUUAUCAGUUUUAAUUUUCUUCCUUACGUUCUUCAAAUGGCAUAGCUAGAGAGAAAGGAUACGAACCGAUCGUCUACUCACUUGGCCGUUUCUCGAAACAUUGGAUUUCCCUUGAUUCGCCGGAGAAGAGCCAUGAAAACCUCUCUCCGACGGUUGCGAGGGGUGCUUCACAGGCACGAAUCUAAGGAUCCGAGAGAUCUCCGAGCUCUUGUUCAGAACGACGAGCUGGCCCAGGCUUCGCAGGACGUGCAAGAGAUGAGGGAUUGCUAUGAUAGCUUGCUCUCUGCUGCGGCUGCUACUGCUAAUAGCGCAUAUGAAUUUUCUGAAUCUUUGCGAGAAUUGGGUGCUUGUCUUCUUGAGAAAACUGCUUUAAAUGACGAUGAAGAAAGUGGUAGAGUGUUGCUUAUGCUGGGAAAGUUGCAGUUUGAACUGCAAAAACUUGUUGAUAAAUAUCGGUCUCAUAUAUUCCAAACAAUCACAAUCCCCUCAGAGUCACUUCUUAAUGAACUCCGCAUAGUUGAGGAAAUGAUGCGGCUUUGUGAUGAGAAAAGGAAUGUUUAUGAAGGGAUGCUUGCAAGACAGAAGGAGAAAGGGAGGUCGAAGGCUGGGAAAGGAGAAUUUUUUUCGACUCAGCAGAUACAAGAAGCUCAUGAUGAAUAUGAUAACGAGACAACUUUAUUUGUUUUCCGCUUAAAAUCCUUAAAACAAGGGCAAACACGUAGUCUUUUGACUCAGGCAGCACGGCACCAUGCAGCACAGUUAUGCUUCUUCAAGAAGGCUCUUAAUUCCCUUGAAGAAGUUGAGCCACAUGUGCAGAUGGUAACUGAGUCGCAGCAUAUUGAUUACCAUUUCAGUGGAUUAGACGAUGAUGAUGGGGAUGAUGAAAUCGAAAACAAUGACGACGAUGGUUCUGAGGUGCAUACUGAUGGAGAGUUGAGUUUUGAAUAUAGAGAGAAUGACAAGGACAACCAUGCGGAUUCUUCACCCGUUCUCUCCUCAGAGUGCAUGCAGUUGGGUCAGUCAGACAUCACGUUUCCACUAGUUGCAGGACCAAACACUGUGCAGAAACAUGAGGAAGGAAAUUACAGGAAGUCUUAUUCUUUUAGGAGAGAUGUUAGGAUAGAGAGCCAAUCAGCACCUCUCUUUUUUGAGAACCGGACAACUCUUCCUUCUUCAGAUAAACUAUUACGGAUGCGAUCAUCUCUGACACGGAAGUUCAGCACUUAUGCAUUGCCGACACCUGCGGAAACAACAAGAAGUCCCUCAUCGAUUACAAGUCUUCGCAACAACAACAUGGCUUCAUCUAACCCUGCAAAGGCAAUUACAAAACAGAUAUGGCAUUCAUCCCCAUUGGAUGUUCGUGGACCUGCAAAGCUCUCUUCUAGACCAAUGGCAACCUUGAAAGAACAAGUCCUGAGAGAGAGUAACAAGAAUAUAUCUUCUCGGUUGCCUCCGCCUUUAUCAGAUGGACUAAUGUACUCUCGUAUCGGGACACUCAAGAGACGAUCCUUCUCUGGUCCAAUUACAAGUAGACCCUUGCCUAACAAGCCUCUGUCUUCAGCACCUCGUUUGUACUCGGGUCCUAUCCCAAGGAAUCCAGUUUCCAAGUUACCAAAAGUGUCAUCAUCAUCUCCAACUGCUUCUCCUACUUUUGUCUCAACCCCGAAAAUAAGCGAGCUCCAUGAGCUUCCUAGACCACCACCACCAAGCAGCUAUGCUAAGUCCUCUAGGGCAUUUGGAUACUCAGCACCUCUGGUUUCAAAAAGCCAAUUGCUUAGUAAACCUCUAAUUUCAAGUUCACCAUCUCCUCUCCCAACACCACCAACUGCAAUCGUUCGUAGCUUCUCUAUACCUACUAGCAACCGUAGAGCAGCAGAGUUAGAUAUGUCUAAGACGACUCCCUCGCCUCCUUUAACCCCAAUGUCAUUGACCCAUCCACCUCCUUCUGCUCUCCCUGAGCUUGCAGACCACCUAACGAUGUCCAAACAAGAGAGGACUUAAAGGUGUAAGUUGUUUGUAGCUCUACCUAAACACGCUUAUAGGAGGAGGAAGACAUUCACUCUAGUUGCAGAUAUGUAAAUAUCCUCCUGUUUUGUUCCGAGGAUGAGAGGCAUACAGUAAUAAAUAAUUGCCUGAGGAAUUUUGGUUUUCGUAUAAAUCAUAAUAUUAUACUAUAGGGGUCAAAGUAAUGAACUUCUUCAUAUAGACUCAGUUAAAAGUGUAUAUUCUAAAAACUCUUAACGAAGGUUUUGGUUUGAUCA
Messenger RNA from Brassica oleracea var. oleracea, 2277 nucleotides. RefSeq lists its product as uncharacterized. The record is from RefSeq and is a predicted model, not a curated record. Lineage: Eukaryota; Viridiplantae; Streptophyta; Magnoliopsida; Brassicales; Brassicaceae. The coding region runs from base 149 to 2017 and encodes 622 amino acids. The transcript has 11 exons.